This is a messenger RNA of Gadus macrocephalus (Pacific cod), 2755 nucleotides long. RefSeq names its product nuclear apoptosis-inducing factor 1-like. Bases 1081 to 2556 code for a protein of 491 amino acids. Gene Ontology annotation, molecular function: nucleic acid binding. Gene Ontology annotation, cellular component: nucleus. The record is from RefSeq and is a predicted model, not a curated record. Gene Ontology annotation, biological process: DNA integration. The transcript has 3 exons. Lineage: Eukaryota; Metazoa; Chordata; Actinopteri; Gadiformes; Gadidae.
CCUGGGGCCUCAUGUACUAAGACUUGCGUUGAUUUCAUACUGAAACUUGGCGUACGCCAAAACCCAGAAACUGUCUUACGCACAAAUAAAUUCAGAUGUAUCAAAGUGUGCGAACGCAUGGAUCCAAGCACGUUUCUUUUGUACAUCUCAAUCCACGUGGAAUUGAGCGCACAUGCCGAGGUGCCAAACUCCUCCCUGUCCACGCCCUCAUUUAAAUAUGCAAUUUCAUUUAAAUAGGCCUCUGGACCUGAGAUUCACCUCUUAAUCCGAUCACCUGGCACCAUGAACAGAGGCAAAAAACGAAACUUCACGGAGUCUGAGCUCGAGAUUUUGCUCCACGAGGUAGAAAUGCGCAAGCAUAUGCUAUUUGGAACCCUGUCAACAGGGAUAAAUGCAAAACAAAAGAGAAGUGAGUGGGAGCGUGUUUGCGAGGCCGUCAAUGCAGUGGGGUCUCAGCAGCACACACACUCUGAAAUUAAAAGAAAGUGGUCAGACCUCAAGGUGGAGGUGAAGCGGAGGGUUUCUGCCCACCGCCGAAGCGUGACCGCAACAGGUUGGGGGACGGGAGUGGGGGAACUCUCCCCCUUCGAUUUGAGAGUGGCCGCUUUGAUCGGUGACACAGCUCUCACCGGAGUGGUGGGAGCCCAUGAAGGGGACACCGAUCAUCCCCAAGACAAGCAAGGAGAGGGCACGGGUUGCUCCGUCGGCCCCGGCGUCUCCUCCGUCGGCCCCGGCGUCUCCUCCGUCGGCCCCGGCGUCUCCUCCGUCGGCCCCGGCGUCUCCAGCGCCCUUCGGAUUUGACCAUUUGCGAUGUCCUCUAACAACGCUAACGCAGCCAUUUUUAAAACAAUUUUCUUCAUCCAUUGCGCAUGCUUUUAUAGCCACCCAUAUAAUUGCAAGUUUCCCAGCGUCACCUCUAAGUGUCGCCAAAGGAACAAUAGCUGUAGAAACGUGCGUACGACAGCUCUGGAGCUGGCGUGGGGACCGCACAUUUUUACGGUCAUUUCACGUUUUGUACAUCUGAACGUGAGCGUGGAAAAGGACGUACGCCACGUUUUUGUGCGUACGCAACCUUAGUACAUGAGGCCCCUGGUCAUUACAGAUCACUUCACGAAAUUCGCAACAGCGAUACCAACCAGAGACCAAAAGGCAAAGACUACUGCCAAGGCACUGUGGGAAAACCUUAUAGCGCCUUAUGGUUUCCCCAGCCGCCUCCACAGCGACCAAGGGAGAGACUUUGAAUCCCACACCAUAAAGGAAUUAUGUUUUCUCAUUGGAGCGGAAAAGGUGCGCACAACACCUUAUCACCCUCAAGGGAACCCUGUUGAACGAUUCAAUCGCACACUCUUGAGUAUGCUUGGAACCCUGGAGGAGAAAGAUAAACAUCAUUGGAGAGAUUUUGUGAAGCCACUUGUACAUGCGUACAAUUGCACACGAAAUGACACUACUGGUUACUUACCAGUAAUGUUCGGAAGACAGCCUACAUUGCCAGUCGACUUUGUCCUGGGAACCAGCCCUGCUGCAGGAUCUUGUACUACUCACUCAGAGUAUGUAAACCAACUGCGCCAGCGUCUGCAGGAAAGCUACGCAGUGGCUGCUGACAAUAGUUGCAAGAGAGGAGAACAAAACAAAGCCAGAUUUGAUGCCAAAAUCAGGGCAGCUGAACUAGUCACAGGAGACAGAGUGUUGGUGCGAAAUGUCAACAUUCGCGGAAAGCAUAAACUGGCAGACAGAUGGGAGCGCACAAUCCAUGUUGUGGUGAAGAGAAUCAAUGACGGACCAGUCUAUGUAGUUAAGCCUGAGAGAGGCAGUGGUCUACACCGAACACUACAUAGAAAUCUUCUUCUUCCCUGUGGUUUUCUACCCGUGGAUGCAGCUCCGGAAAAGGAAAGGGACACAAAAAAGUCCACAAGGAGAAAACUGAGAAGCAGGAAGGGUUCAGACCCAGAAAUGGAUCAGAAUGAUCAUGAGGAUGACAUGAGUGAGGAGGAAGAGGAAAGCUAUUGUUUCGAGAGAGUCGUAGGGGUGACAACAAAACCUCCCAUCAUGCAACUUGCAGGAGAUGGACGAUUUAGACAGCCUCCAGCUGAUCUCAACUCUCAGGCCAAUGAAUUCACUCCUCAAGUCCCCAGGAUCUUGCCUGAGGAGGAGCAAUUCGACCUUCCGGUCAAUGUGCAUGAGUCAGUCAUUGAAAUGGAGAAUCAUGCAGAUAACUAUCCUGCAACGUCCCCUGACCAUGUUAUCAUAGACAUCCCUGGGCCUGACAUGCAAAACCCUCCUUCACAACCUGAAGAGCAGACCCCAGAGCUUACAGAGCAGGCACAGGAUAAACCUGAAUCAGAGCAGAGUCGUGAUGUUCAGUCAACACAUGCAGCUUUGUCUGAAAGUGAACCUGAUGAGCCCAGACGCUCUACCAGAGAUAGACAUCCGCCCCAGAAAUUUACUUAUGAAGAGCUAGGGAAGCCACUUAUUCUUGCUCUUAGUUCCCUCUUUGAAAAACUAAAUUUUUCCCAAAGUUUGGGCACAUCCAUUACUGAUUCAUCUGUAGAGCCUUAGAGCCUUGUUUUACACAAAGCCGACUUUAACUAUGCAAAGGGACUUGCAUAGAGUCAAGGGGGGAGAUUGUAACCCAGGUUAACUGACCUAAACAAAUAAAAGGUUAAACACAGUAAUAAAUGUAUAGUGGGUAUCUAAUAUAGCAUGUUGUAUUAAGCCAACUACAAUUUAAAAACUAUAAACAUGGCUAUAAAGUAAA